Molecule: messenger RNA, 1452 nt
Organism: Zasmidium cellare ATCC 36951
Lineage: Eukaryota; Fungi; Ascomycota; Dothideomycetes; Mycosphaerellales; Mycosphaerellaceae
Exons: 1
Coding region: 1-1452 (483 amino acids)
Molecular function (GO): oxidoreductase activity
Source: RefSeq, a predicted model, not a curated record
AUGCUUGCCAAACGCUUCUUUUCCAUCUUCUAUCUCGUUGGAUCGGCUUUCGGCCACCCAAAACCGGAGCAAGUCGAUGUGGCUGUCGUUGGGGCUGGUCUCUCCGGUCUGGCAGCGGCACAAAAGCUCAUUGACUCUGGCAAGAGGGUCGCAGUCAUCGAGGCUAGGGACAGGGUUGGUGGCCGAGUUGAUAACAAAAAGCUGAAGAAUGGGAGUGUCACAGAACUUGGUGCUGCCUUUAUAGGACCUACACAAGACAGAGUCCUAGCUUUGGCUAAUGAACUGCACCUUGAGACUUUCAAAGAGUACAACCAAGGCUACAAUCUUGCCUUCGUGGACGGCCAACGUCUCAACUAUUCCGCCAGCAGUCCAUCACCGCCAGUCGACCCGACCACGACGGAACAGAUCCUUGAGAUUAUCACAAAGAUUGAUACACUAGCAGCCACGCUCGAUGUCGAAAACCCCUGGAAUUCUCCAAAUGCCACUGCUUGGGACGCCAUCACCCUCCAAGACUGGGCAUAUGAAACGCUCACGACGACAGUCGGACGAGAGGCAUUCGAGAUAUCUGUCGAGUCUAUCUGGUCUGGCACAGCAGAGCAACUGUCCUUCCUCUACGCUCUCGCCUAUGUAGCUGGUGCCGGCAAUCAGACAAACAAGGGCACAUUCGAACGACUUAUUCUCACCAAUGAUGGCGGGCAGGAGAGCCGUAUCGUCGGCGGCACCGGUCUCUUGCCUGAGUGUCUCGCUGGCAAGAUCGGACGGGAUAAAAUCACAUUGAGCAACCCAAUCAAAUCCAUCACUCAGACCAGAUUCGGCAAAUACCUAAUCCGGGGAGAAUCAAAGUCGUUCCUCGCACAGAAUGUCAUCGUGGCCAUGUCUCCCCCCGUCGCCGGGUUGGUCGAAUACUCGCCUCCCGUCUCUGCCAAGCGCCAGAAGCUCAUGCAACGUAUGUUCAUGGGCAACGAAGGGAAGAUGAACGCCAUCUACAAGACACCAUUUUGGAGAGAGAAUGGACUGUCCGGCCAAGUCCAGAGUACCUCCGGAACAGUAAAAGCUACCUUCGACGACUCGCCCGCGGACGCAUCCUACGGCGCCAUCCUAGGCUUCAUUGAAGCCGGCCAAAUGAAAGCCUUAGACAACGCCACCGAAGCAGAGAUCCAGAAACUCGUCCAAGAAGACUAUGUUCGGUACUUUGGCCCCGAGGCGGCGAAUGCAGAAGAGUGGGUGCUUGUUCGAUGGGAUAACGAGGCAUUUUCAAGAGGCGGACCGACUGCUCUCGCGGGACUGCAUACGUUUCAGCCAUAUGGGGCGGCACUCAAGCAGCCGGAUGGCGGGAUUCACUGGGCGGGUACAGAGGCAUCGGAUUAUUGGCCUGGAUAUAUGGAUGGUGCGAUUCGGUCGGGGGAGAGAGCUGCUGAAGAGAUCUUAGCCCUUCGUGGCCGAGGCUGGUAG